AUGCCGCAACAGCCUCUAGACGUGUCCCUUCUGAGAAACGCGCUGCGAAUGGUCCACUGUUUGCAAAAGGAACGUGGCUCAUCUCUUUACUACUACGCUGACAAGGAUCGAUUUGAGAAUAUAAUGCUCAAGAAUCGUUCUGUGAGUAAUGUUGCAGCAAUGCUUAUGCAAGACAAAAUUCAAACCAUUCAGCCAAACUUGAAAAAGAUUCGAAACUUGAUCGACACCGAGAGAGAAUCCAACCACGAAUUGAUCUUCCAUCGCAUUCUCGUUUGUUUCAGCAUACUCACAUCGGCCAUCAUGAAUGAAUGCAUCGUUCCUCAAGUUCCUGGUCAAUAUCACAAGAGUAUAAUCAAAAGACACAAAAGGAAUAGUUUGUCAAUGGAGUUGAAUUCGCAUUUGAAGAGUCCUGAUCAUUCAAUGAGGAGACCGGCUUCGUCCAACAGUUUGAAUGAGUCGCCUUCGACACUGGUGAUACCACUAGAUCCUGAAUCUAUGGUAAAUAAGCUACACGAAAGCUUCGAUUCAAAUGUACAUGAUCUGUUGAAUCUACUGCAUAUAUUUGUUCAACUGAAGGAAUCAGCUGGUAUUGAACGUGCAAUUUUAUCUACAGUGGUGGUAUUUCGACAGCAAGAAAACCAUUCGAUUCGGAUGAUGCUGAACGAUUUGGUGCUGCAGGUCGAAAAUCAACGUUCGUUAGUGCAUAAACUCGAGCAUCUCCCAUCGGGUCAUCAUAGAAACCUUGUUCUCGAACUUUCUGAAAUGUCACCUCGAUUGAAGGAGCUACAAACAUUCAUUUUGAACGACUUUGAAGCCUUGCAAAACCAGAAUUACGACUCGGAGGGUCUUUGGAAUUUGUUAACGGGGUAUAUUGAUAAGUUGCGCUCUAUUGAGUUGCUGAUUGUAGAGGAUCUUGAAAUUUCCCUUCCUUUCUUCAACAAGUCUAGCUCGGGAUUUAUGACGCAUUCUGAGGCUGUGCGAGAGUCGAAAGAACAAUCGUCAGCUCCAGAAAGUCUGAAGAUUGCUCUGAAGGAAGUUCUCUCGACAUCUACUGCAUCAACAGAGCUAUUGUCACUGGUAGAAAUAAUGUCCGCUGAAGAGGUCAAAAUGGGUUUAAUCGGAGCAUUGGAUGGGGAGGACACUUGUAAAAAUGAAACAGAAAUAAUGCAGAAAACAACGAUAAACAACCUUUCAGCGUUAAGCUUGAAUCAAGAUAUGCAGCUCGCGCUGCAGGCACAAGUUGGACGGGAAAAAAGCAAGGCGUGGGAUAUUUCAAUCUACGAGAUCAAAUUUAAUAGGAGAAUCGGGGAAGGGGCAUCUGCAACAACUUAUCUGGCUGAUUGGUCGGGACAGAAGGUUGCAGUCAAGGUUGCAUCGAUCACUGAGUUCGGCUUGGAUGGAUGGAGAAGAGAGGUCGCUGCUCUUCAACGUUUGCACCACCCGAAUGUCAUUCGCCUUUUGGGUAGUAUCGAGCAUCAAAAUCCACUGACAUAUUGUUUGGUGCUUGAAUAUUGCAAUGCCGGCGACUUGAAUACAGCACUGAAAUAUCCAACUCCAAGGAACUUUUUUUUUCACGUUGGAAUUAGCGUUGCUAACGCAAUGUCAUACUUACACUCUCGACAUAUUGUGCAUAGAGACCUAAAGCCCCAUAACGUUUUGAUCGAUGGGACUGUUGCUAGUGGAAAAUUUGCCGUCAAGGUAACAGAUUUUGGUGUGGCCGCAGAUCACUUUGUCGUGGACACCGAGGGAGGUUGUGGCAUUGCAUCAUCAGAAACGACACCGAUGCUGAAUCUGACAGGGGAGACUGGGACAUACCGAUGGAUGGCUCCGGAAGUUAUUAGGCAUGAACCGUAUUCAAGCAAAGCAGACGUCUAUUCAUUUGCUGUUAUACUAUGGCAAUUGCUGACACACGACGAACCAUUCGUGGAUUUGGAGGCCGCGGAUGCUGCGAAUCUUGUUGCGAAUAAUAAGUUAAGGCCACCUUUUCCAGGUGGAGCGCCUACGAAACUCGUUGAUCUAAUCAAGACCAAUUGGAGUGAUGACGCUUCAGAGAGGUGUAAAUUCGACAAACUUGCAGAGAGGCUCGAGGAGAUGAAGGACGAGUUAUCUUUGAUACAAAAACAGUGGCUUGACAUGGCGGAUGGCCACCCCGUCUAUGUGUAUGAUCUUCUAGAUAUAGACCAAGAGGUUGUAUCACCGGAUAUCAAAGCACAUCAUGUCGCAGACAAAGGAAGAAAAAGAGCAAGUGGGCUUCUUGGUAGCUUCUUUGGAGUUCAGAAAACUAAUCAAAAAAAAAGAGCAUCGAAGUCAAGCAUCAAAUGA
Messenger RNA from Cylindrotheca closterium, 2322 nucleotides. NCBI's taxonomy places the organism in Eukaryota, Bacillariophyta, Bacillariophyceae, Bacillariales, Bacillariaceae. The record is from the annotation of a GenBank genome assembly.